AUACGUUUUCUGGACAGACUACCAUUACUAUUACCCACAACUAGCGCGUUCAACAAUGGCAGGAACUGAGUACAGAAUGAUACGAGAUCUCUACUGGACCUCACAGUACGCCCCCACUGGAUUGACAAUCGACUUCACUGAAAAUCGUCUAUACUUCAUAGACGCAUAUAAAGGAACAAUUGAGUCGUUUAAUCUUGAUGGUGGAGGCAGAAUUCAGCAUCAUACUGCUGGUCAUGCUCCCUAUCCAAAUGACAUGACGUUGCUAGGAGACGUAGUCUACUGGGCGGACCAACUCAGUAAUUCUGUAGAGAGAGUGAACCGUACAUCUUGGUUGAGGUUGAUGAGUUUUGGGUGGCUUGGAGAUAGGUCUGUCCUAGGAGUGGUUGGUUACAAUAAAUCUUAUCAAACACCAGCAAACACAUCUUGCACAACCGAUAACGGUCAGUGCAGCCAUCUUUGUUUACUGACGCCAACUGGACGGAUUUGCGGAUGCCCUAAUGGAGCAAAACUGCUGUCCAACAAUCGUGACUGCAGCAAUGUGACCAGCGUUGUACCUCCUCCUCAACCACCAGUUGUGUCUUUAAGUUUGGCCAAUGGUCGUUUCCCCAGCGAAGGUCGAGUGGAGGUCACCUAUCAAGGUUCAAAAGGGACGGUCUGUGAUGAUUACUUCGGGUCUGCAGAAGCUCAUGUAAUCUGUAGGAUGCUGAAUUACACUAGAGCAACUCAUUACUUCAAGCAAGCCUAUUUUGGUAGAGGAUCAGGAAUCAUUUGGCUCGACAGCGUCAAGUGUAAAGGAAAUGAAAAGUCGAUUUCUGAAUGUCAGCAUGCAGGUUGGGGUGAAAAUGAUUGCAAUCAUCGUGAAGAUGUUGGAGUGAGAUGUUAUAAUGGUACAAUGCCUCAGAACGUUACAUCACCCUACACCAACACUACAGGGUUAAAAGUGCGUCUUAAAGGAAGUGUGAAUAAAAACGAAGGUAGAGUCGAAGUGUACUAUCAGAAUGAAUGGGGAACCAUAUGUGACACAAGAUGGAACCUGAAGGAUGCUAACGUGGUCUGUAGGAUGCUGGGAUACGACGGUGCUUGGGGCGCACAGGGUUAUGGGUACUUUGGUAAAGGUACAGGAAAGAUUAUGGUCAGUGAUGUGGUAUGUAGCGGAAGCGAAUCAUCCAUUGGGUUGUGUUACAGUUCAGGAUGGGGAAAUCCUACUUGUAGCCAUCGUUAUGACGUCUCAGUCACAUGCAAGGUUCAUCCUUCCCAACUUGAAGAUUCUAGAACACUUCGCCUUCGAAAUGGUUUGACUCCAAACGAAGGUCGGGUGGAAAUCAAACACAAUGGUGAAUGGGGGACAAUUUGUGACGACGCAUGGGAUAUCAGAGAUGCACAUGUUGCUUGCAGACAGCUGGGAUAUCCAGGGGCUCUGUCGGCACCAAUCAAGGCAGCUUUUGGUCAGGGUUCUGGCAAUGUUUUGCUUUCACUGUUCGCCUGCAGUGGUAUGGAGAAUUCCUUGCCAAGCUGUUCCCACAGUGAAUGGGGUGCGUCUUUGUGCGUGCAUGCUGAGGAUGCAAGUGUUGUAUGUAGAACUAACGAUACAAUGGAUCCACAGCCAGAUGCACCAUCGUUCUUGUUGGUCGCCGAUGAGAAGAGAAAUUUCUUGAGACAGAUCAUCCAUCAAGUGCACUCCACGAAUCAUUCAUCAUCACCGUAUGUAAUACAAAGAGUAACCAACCCAGACUUUGUAGCCAUCGACCCAGCUGUUCGUAGUGUGUACUUCACAAGUGGAGCAUCGAUCUACAUGUCUCACCUGUUUCAUAACUAUACAACUCGUAUCGUAACACAGAAUCAGAGGAUCAGUGGAUUAGCAGUAGACUACAUGUGUAAGAAGCUUUAUUGGUCUGAUUACUAUGGCAAUAGAAUCAUGGUUUCAUCCUUGGAUGGUACUUCACUAAGAGGUCUAGUGACUGUUGACUCACCCAAAGGCAUCGUAUUGGACAUCAGAGGAGGUGUUAUGUAUUACAUAGGUGGGCUGAGAAACCCAAAGAUUUACAGAUCCCACAUGGAUGGUAGCAACGUCAAAGCACUUGUAACACUGACGUCAUCAUCAUCGACCAGUAUUGCGCAUGACAGUACCAACAAUAUCAUUUACUGGAGUGAAACAGAUAAAAUACUCUAUUUGAACUUGUCUUCUAACGCGGCUUCUGCGCGUAUGCUGUCAUCUGUUCAUGUCAGCAGUCCGUAUGGACUGACGGUACACGCUGGGUAUCUGUACUGGACUGAUCUCAAAACAGGGGGGUUCACUGGGGGGUUGUACCGGGCUCGUCUCACUUCUAGUUCAAGUCACGUGACAGAGCUAGUGUUGAGUGGGUUCAUGACCCCACGUGGAGUGGCAUCGUUGGAUCUUCCAAACGCUUUACCAGAAAACUUUGCCUGCAGUGAAUGCCACCAGUGUCAGCAGAUGUGUUUGCGUGUCCCAUUAGGACAUCAAUGCAUGUGUUCUGGCAUGUACCGCCUGGGCAGCGAUAACACAACCUGUGUUACGAGUGACUUUUUCGCGUUCGUCGAUUUUUACAAAGAAAGCGCUGAUUUUGUUCCUGCGCAAGCCUUGGACGGUAACAAAGAACUACAAAGUAUCUCUUUAAAGAAGAGUAGAUUUCCACGUGCCGUCGAGUGGGAUCCCGUGGAACAUCGGAUCUACUACGCAGAUACCUUGCAAUCUCACAUCGCAAGGAUGUUUCUCAACGGCACUGCCGAGGAGAUUAUCAUCAGUGACGUCAUCCAGCCAAGGGGGCUUACCAUCGAUCACGUGGGACGUAAUUUAUAUUUCACCGACUUUUCUAGAAACUCUAUCAGCGUUUGUAAGCUUGAUGGGACAUACAGGAAGACAUUGCAAGUUACCAACAAUAAAAGACCGUAUUCAAUAGUAGUUUACUCGGAGACUGGAUAUUUGUACUGGAGUACAUGGGGUGACAAAUCCCGAAUCCAUCGUGCACUCAUGGAUGGCACGCAACACACAGUACUGAUUGAAUGGAUAGGCACCUACACUAGUUAUGGUGUAUCACAUAUGACGAUCGACAAAACAACUAACAGACUGUACUGGGUUGGUUGGCAUGAGGCGUACAUCGAGUACAUCGAUCUCAGCAAGUCAACACCAAGGAUAACCCAACUUCGUAGCUAUGCAAGUUACCUUUACAUGCCUGAAGGCAUCGCACUGACAUCAUCCAAGGUGUGCUGGACUGAUAGUCAUCGAGGAGGCAUGUUUUGUGGGAGUCGCAAUGGUACGGCUAGUGUUCAGAGUAUUGUUACUGGUUUGAUAGGAAUCUUUGGACUAAAGUACUGUAAAGCAGCACCACCACCACCAUCAGCCCAUCCUUGUGCAAGUGACAAUAACGGCCAAUGUUCUCAUCUGUGCCUUUUGAAACCUAACGGAUAUAGCUGCGCAUGUCCUGAUGUAAUUCCGUUGAACACCUCUUGUUUUUCCUCCCUCCCAACAACGAUUCCCAUGACCACUCAGAAACCUACCGCCACUGAAAAAACUACCACCACUGAAAAAACUACCAGCACUCAGAAACCUACCACCACUGAAAAAACUACCACCACUCAGAAACCUACCACCACUCAGAAACCUACCACCACUGAAAAAACUACCACCACUCAGAAACCUACCACCACUGAAAAAACUACCAACACUCAGAAACCUACCAACACUGAAUCACAUACCAACAUUCCUUCUCCAUCACCUACGCCCAAACAACCUCCCACAACAAGCAAAGAUCCUUGCAAGUCUAACCCAUGUUUUAAUGGAGGAACCUGUCAGUCCAAAGCACCUUCCUACCAGUGUAUUUGUCCUGACCUCUUCGUGCCCAAAUGGUCUUGUGAGGUAUACAUAGGAGAAGGAGUAGUGACAGUGACCAUCGAUGGUAUUGCUAAAAAGCAGGUGGAACCCCUGACAGUUUUGUUAAAAGACGUGCUGGCACAGAUCUUGAAUCAACAAAAUACCCCAAGUAAUACAGCAAGAAGACGCAGAAGUGCUGACAAUCAUGCAAACAUUACAGCAGAUAACGUUUUCAUCGUUAGUCCACCCAAGCAUGAUGGAAAUCAGGUUGUUGUAAAAGUAGCAGUAAUCUAUGGUAACAUCACCGGGAGUAAUGUCCUUCCCGCACAAACCUUGAGACAACAGAUUAUCAACUCGGAAAAAAAGAUUAACCUGAAAUUGCAGUCAAACUUCACGAAUGCGAAGGUCUUGAAGGUCGAGGACACAUCCGAUUCAUCGGCUCAUAAACAACAAACUAAGAAAGAGUCCAAAGGUGCCAUCGCAGCCGUGUUGGUAGUGGUUCUUCUUCUCAUUGUCGUUGCCAUGGCGGCGUUGAUUUACUUCUCAAGAAAACGAAGUUUUCAGAGACGAAGUUCAAAAAAUGACAACGCUGCUGUACCCAACGACUUUGCAACUUUCAGCAACCCAGGAUACGGCGUUGAACAGCCAGGAGAUUUGGCCCCGCCUCUAACAGACGCGAUUGCAAUGUCACAUAACGUUAAUACCAGGAGUGACAUGGAAGCUGCAAGUAAUCCUACUUACGAGGUAAUGGAGGAGACACCGGGCAUCGAAUUUAAGACAAAGACGGAGAUUCCCAGUGAUCCCCAUUACGACACGGUGAUGGAGAAUCCGAGCAUCCCACGUUGGGAGAAAAAUGGACCAAUGGAGUUUAAUCCAAAACAUGAGUAUUCCGAGAUUUCUUUUCCGAAGGACAAACAACCCGCUCAAGCAGCAGCACCAGAUCAACACCAGAACGACUGGGAAAGAUUUGAUCAUGAGCAUGAAUACGAAAACCUCUCCCAUGGCAAGUUAACCUUGAAGAUAGAUCAUUCAGAAGAUGAAGCAACGGCAUAAAGGGAUAAAGAAACCACGAUUGCCAUGGAUACCAAACCAUGAUGCUGCUAUGGCAACGAUUAAAAAGCACAAUAUUUUCGUACAAAAACGCACUUCAAUGAACGCAACUUUUUCGAAGUUAUGCUUUUUAUUUUACACAACACUUUUGAAGCUGAUCGUAAUUGUGGUUUAUGCCAAAAUAAGUAGUACUUUUAUUUUAUUUUACACAACACUUUUGAAGCUGAUCGUAAUUGUGGUUUAUGCCAAAAUAAGUAGUACUUUUAUUUUAUUUUACACAACACUUUUGAAGCUGAUCGUAAUUGUGGUUUAUGCCAAAAUAAGUAGUACUUUUUAAAAUCCUUCCAGAUAGUUCAAGUUUCUGAAAUUCAGAAACCAGAGGCAAAAUUUUGGCGGGAAAAGUAGGCAAAAGCGCCUACCCCAGCUGAGUUAUGAAAUCUGUAACAAUAGGCAAUAUUAUACUCAUAGUUUCGAUGUGAUGGCUAUCAGAUAUAAGAAUAGCCAAAACGUCAAUUCUCGACAAUGUUUUGCAUACAUGUAAAAAAUGCAAAACUAUAUAUUUCAUUUCGUAAUGUUAAGCUUUAAAAGCUAAAAAGCUAUUGCUAAGCUAGCUCGAGAAAGACUAAAUCAUAAUCCAAAUGUGAUUACUGAYAAAUUAACCUUUCUGGAAGUAAUUUGACUCCAAAACAUUUGCACCUAUCAAUGCCAGACUCGUACAUCUGUCGGUGCUUGGGAGCGGCUUUUCCCUUUUGUUCACGACAAUGUUUCUCCUCACUUGCAGGAUUAUCGUUCAAAUUCUUUUACUAAAUYGCCUUCAGAAUUCGUUUUUCGUUCCUUUAUUUACUCAUCAUUCAUCUGUUCCCAGAGCACAUAGUCCGGUACUAGCUGCCUACCUGAAUCAUUGGCUUCUAACUUUCCUCUAGGUCGGUAAUGUUUUUGUAAAGCUACGCUUUAGAUAAUGAAAUAAAAUAUUUAAUAAAAAGUAACAAGGCAAUAAAAA
Messenger RNA from Actinia tenebrosa (Australian red waratah sea anemone), 5879 nucleotides. RefSeq lists its product as uncharacterized. The record is from RefSeq and is a predicted model, not a curated record. NCBI's taxonomy places the organism in Eukaryota, Metazoa, Cnidaria, Anthozoa, Actiniaria, Actiniidae. Gene Ontology annotation, cellular component: plasma membrane. Gene Ontology annotation, molecular function: calcium ion binding; Wnt-protein binding; Wnt receptor activity. Gene Ontology annotation, biological process: canonical Wnt signaling pathway.